Molecule: messenger RNA, 99 nt
Organism: Fusarium odoratissimum NRRL 54006
Lineage: Eukaryota; Fungi; Ascomycota; Sordariomycetes; Hypocreales; Nectriaceae
Exons: 1
Coding region: 1-99 (32 amino acids)
Source: RefSeq, a predicted model, not a curated record
AUGACCCGUUCCGCUGCACGACGACCGACCAACAGUCCUUGGCAAGGCAAGCCUGGAAAGUUCGGCAAUGGCUCGACAACGAAAGAAGGCCGAAAAUGA